This is a messenger RNA of Daldinia decipiens, 4271 nucleotides long. RefSeq names its product Coatomer, alpha subunit. NCBI's taxonomy places the organism in Eukaryota, Fungi, Ascomycota, Sordariomycetes, Xylariales, Hypoxylaceae. Gene Ontology annotation, cellular component: COPI vesicle coat. Gene Ontology annotation, molecular function: structural molecule activity; protein binding. The transcript has 6 exons. Bases 256 to 3921 code for a protein of 1221 amino acids. Gene Ontology annotation, biological process: intra-Golgi vesicle-mediated transport; intracellular protein transport; endoplasmic reticulum to Golgi vesicle-mediated transport. The record is from RefSeq and is a predicted model, not a curated record.
AAGAAUUAAUCCACCGUCACUUUUGGGGCCACGAAUUGACUUCCAUGUACUUCACGAAUUGUGUCUAAAGCACUUAAUCCCCAGAGUUGGCAUUAAGAGAUCAACUUUUAGAGCCUUACAGCUCUCCACCACCCGUUACCACUACAUAAUUCUCUUCCGACCGUUUCUUAAAGCCGCCAUUCUAACUGGGCGCAUCUCUUCUGCCCAUUCAUGACACAAGCUUAGGGGCUUCCUGCUGCCUCUACCGUCCUCACAAUGCAGGCCUCUUCGGGAAUGCUAACAAAGUUCGAGUCCAAGUCCUCGAGAGCGAAAGGUAUUGCCUUUCACCCAAAGAGACCAUGGAUUCUCGUAUCGCUACACUCGUCGACCAUACAGCUGUGGGAUUACCGCAUGGGAACUCUCAUUGAUCGUUUCGAAGAGCAUGAUGGUCCCGUCCGAGGCGUCGAUUUCCACAAGACACAACCUCUCUUCGUUUCCGGUGGCGACGACUACAAGAUCAAAGUCUGGUCUUAUCAGACGAGAAGAUGUCUGUUUACUCUGAAUGGGCAUUUGGACUACGUACGAACAGUCUUCUUCCACCACGAGCUGCCGUGGAUCAUAUCAGCAUCCGACGACCAGACGAUCCGAAUAUGGAACUGGCAAAAUCGGUCAUUAAUUUGCACGAUGACUGGCCAUAAUCACUACGUAAUGUGCGCCCAGUUUCACCCGAAGGACGACCUCGUAGUAUCCGCGUCUCUCGAUCAGUCCGUUCGUGUCUGGGAUAUAUCUGGUCUACGAAAGAAGCACUCCGCCCCGACCUCUAUGUCCUUCGAGGACCAGGUCGCCCGUUCGAACGCUCAGCAGACCGACAUGUUCGGUAACACGGACGCGAUGGUGAAGUUCGUACUUGAGGGUCACGACCGGGGUGUAAAUUGGGUCGCUUUUCAUCCGACGGCGCCGCAUAUCGUCUCCGCUGGCGAUGACCGUCUUAUAAAGCUGUGGCGAUUUAGCGAGACGAAGGCCUGGGAGGUGGAUACCUGCCGUGGACAUUUCCAGAAUGCUUCCGGUUGCUUGUUCCACCCUCAUCAAGAUUUAAUUCUGUCCUGUGGCGAGGAUAAGACGAUUCGAGUAUGGGAUUCUCAAAAGCGUACUGCUGUCCAAUCAUUUAAACGAGAAAACGACCGAUUCUGGGUCAUCGCGGCGCACCCUGAAAUCAACCUGUUUGCUGCCGGUCACGACAAUGGUGUGAUGGUGUUCAAACUCGAACGCGAGCGUCCAGCGUCGACUGUUCACCAGAAUUCGCUCUUUUUCGUCACGAAAGAGAAACACGUCCGCUCUUACGACUUCCAAAAGAACGCCGAGAGUCCAACGUUGCUAUCCUUGAAGCGACUCGGUAGCGCUUGGGUUCCUCCUCGCACCUUAUCUUACAACCCGGCUGAGCGUUCUGUUCUCAUAACAUCUCCUGCCGAGGGUGGCAAAUAUGAACUAAUUAACCUUCCUCGAGACGGCUCUGGUGCGUUGGAAGCGACUGAUUCCAAGAGCGGAUCAGGUAACUCGGCUAUCUUUGUGGCUCGAAACCGAUUUGCCGUACUCGACACGUCCACGCAGACCAUCGACAUUAAAGAUCUUUCUAAUAAUACGGCAAGAAGCAUUAAACCCCCUCCUGGAACUACCGAUAUCUACUUUGGCGGCACUGGAAACCUGUUUAUAAUUACUCCUACCGCGGUUCACCUGUACGACAUUCAGCAGAAGAAGAGCAUCGCCGAGUUGUUGGUGAAUGGUGUCAAGUAUGUUGUCUGGUCGAACGAUGGUCUUCAUGCAGCACUUUUGAGCAAACACAACGUUACCAUUGUGACGAAGACUCUCGAACAGGUUAGCACUUUACACGAGACCAUCAGGAUCAAGAGCGCAACUUGGGAUGAUGCGGGAGUCCUACUGUACUCUACCCUGAACCACGUCAAGUACACUCUUAUGAAUGGUGACAACGGCAUUGUUAGGACCCUUGACCAGACAGUCUACCUCGUGAGAGUCAAGGGCCGAAAUGUCUACUGCCUCGACCGCGCCGCUAGGCCUAAGAUCCUUCACAUCGAUCCGACCGAGUAUCGCUUCAAGCUGUCGCUGGUAAAGCGCAACUACGAGGAGAUGCUUCACAUUAUACGCACUUCUAGCUUGGUCGGCCAAUCUAUCAUUUCGUACCUACAGAAGAAAGGAUACCCCGAGAUCGCUUUGCAAUUCGUACAGGACCCAACCACUCGUUUCGAACUUGCCAUUGAAUGUGGCAACCUUGACGUGGCUGUAGAGAUGGCCAAGGAAUUAGACCGACCUAAGCUUUGGACGAGGUUAGGCGCCGAGGCUUUGGCCCAUGGAAACCACCAGGUCGUGGAGAUGGCUUACCAGAAGCUCAAGCAGUUCGACAAGCUUUCUUUCCUAUAUCUCGCAACUGGUGACCAUUCGAAACUGUCAAGGAUGGCUAAGAUUGCCGAGCAUCGGGGUGACUUUACCGCGAGAUUCCAAAACGCGUUAUACCUAGGUGAAGUCGAGGACAGGAUACAGAUGUUCAAAGAGAUCGACUUAUACCCUCUGGCGUAUAUGACAGCCAAAGCACAUGGCCUCGAGGAAGAGUGCCAAUCGAUCCUAGAGGCAGCUGGUAUUACUGAAGAGCAAUUAACGCUGCCUACCUUUGGCGAGAACCUCACUCCUCCGAAGCCGGUUGUCCCGACGUACAAGGCCAACUGGCCUACAAAGGCGACCUCGCAAUCCUUCUUUGAGAAGGCCCUUGCCAGUCAACUUGAAGGUAUAACUCUCGAGGAGGAGCCUUCGGCAGCCGGCAAUGGAAUUCUGGAUGAGGCUGUUGAUGAGGAUGUUGCUACUAAGCGAAAUGGCGGGUUGGAAGGCGAAGACGAUGAGGACGCGGCCGGAUGGGACAUGGGCGAGGACAUCGUUCCCGAAGCUGACAGCGACUUCGUUAACGUUGAGAGUACAGACGCCGGAGGAGCUGGAAGCAGCGAGGCUGACCUGUGGGCUCGCAAUUCUCCCUUAGCUGCGGAUCACAUCGCUGCAGGCUCCUUCGAGUCUGCUAUGAACCUCCUUAACAGGCAAGUUGGCGCUGUCAACUUUGCUCCGCUCAAGCCACGUUUCCUGGAGAUUUAUUCCGCGUCGAGGACCUUCCUCCCCGCAUCCCCUGGGUUACCGCCUCUAGCUAAUUAUGUUCGCCGGACUUUGGAAGAGACGGAUCCUAGGAAAGUUCUGCCUAUCAUCCCUCGAGACAUCGAGCAUCUUGCCACUACCGAUCUACAUAAGGGAUAUGACGCGAUGAAGACGAACAAACUUGAAGAGGGUGUUCAGAUCUUUAAGAGUAUCUUACACGCCAUGCUCGCAAACGCGGUUGCGAGCGAAAGUGAGGUAGCAGAAGCUAAGAAGCUCAUCACUUCGGCAAGCGAAUACACCGUCGCCAUGUCAAUCGAACUCUCACGAAGAAAGCUAGGUCCUCCGGAUGCCGUUAACGGCAACCCUGCGCUUCUCAAACGAAGCCUUGAGCUGUCUGCAUACUUUACAAUUCCUAAGAUCGAAGUUCCCCACCGACAACUUGCUCUUCUCAAUGCUAUGAACCUAGCGUCUAGGAGCAAGAACUUCAGCUCCGCCUUGAGUUUUGCAAACCGCAUCCUGGCCAAUGGCGGUGCUCAAAGGAUUCUCGAGACUGCACGAAGGAUAAAAGCACAAUGCGAGCGCAACCCGCAUGACGCGGUAGAGAUUGAAUACGACCAGUUCGCCGAGUUCGAGAUCUGUGCUGCCAGCCACACGCCUAUCUACAGCGGUUCCCCGUAUGAGGAGUGUGCGUUCGACGGAUCCAAGUACCAUGCCAAGUACAAGGGUACCGUCUGCGCAGUCUGCGAGGUGUGCGAGGUCGGAAAGCACGGCAGUGGUCUCAAGUUAUUCGCUUAGAUAAAAGAGGGUGUUUGAUAGUUUAGCCUAGCCUGGCUGUGGAGUAGGUAAUGAUGAAUCUUACGAGUCGUACUCUCUGUGGACGUGGCCGGAGGAAAAAAAGUCAUUGUCGCUGGGACCGGGGCCAGGGGCUAAAAUGAUUCAUAUAUUUAUGUAGAAAGCUGGAACGAGGAGUUGCCUAAUCAAAUGAAACCUACCUAUUCAUACAAUCGUCGGACCGAUGCAUGUAAAUAGUGGUAAUUGUGUUGUUUAGGGAGGUGACUGAUGCGUCUCGUUUCUAUGUUAUGACGAUUAUCAUGAUAGCAGGCACCUUAGGUUAGGUUAGGGACUCUUGCUCAUACGAUUAGGAA